AGCUCUUUGCUCCUGUCUUGGAUUUCAUUGGCUGCGCUGCGUCUUUCUGGUCACGUGGCAGUAUUACGCAAUUGCCGCAAUGGCAGCCCACAGAACUACAUAUUGACAUACGGAAUUUCAGCAAUUCUUUCAAAACAACGAGGACUAAACAGGAAAUAAAAAUGCCUCCAAAAAUCACCACUGAAUUACUCAGGCAGCUGCGGCAAGCCAUGGGGAACCUGAAGUACACAGCCGAGCCCAUUCAAGCUUAUAUAGUACCAUCGGUGGACGCACACCAGAGCGAAUACAUUGCACCUUGUGACUGCAGGCGUGAAUUCAUCUCAGGAUUUAAUGGCUCUGCAGGUACUGCAAUCAUCACAGAACAUCAUGCUGCAAUGUGGACAGAUGGACGGUAUUUUUUACAAGCUGCCCAGCAGAUGGACAGUAACUGGACUCUCAUGAAGAUGGGCUUGAAAGAAACUCCCUCUCAGGAAGACUGGUUGAUAAAUGUUCUCCCUGACAGUUCAAAGGUUGGAGUAGACCCUUGGAUUUUACCUUCAGAUCAGUGGGAGACAAUGUCCAAAGCCUUGUCCAGUGCUGGUCACACUCUGGUACCUAUUAAAGAAAAUCUUAUUGAUAUCAUAUGGGAGGAUAAACCGGCCAGGCCCACUUUACCUUUGAUGACUCUUGGCCUGGCUUAUACUGGUAUGAGUUGGAUGGAUAAGAUCACAGCUUUGCGAUCUAAGAUGGCAGAAAGAAAAAUAUCAUGGAUUGUGGUUACUGCUUUGGAUGAAGUUGCAUGGCUUUUUAAUCUGCGUGGCGCUGAUGUUGAAUAUAACCCAGUUUUCUUCUCUUAUGCAAUUAUUGGAAUGAGCUCCAUUAGGUUGUUUAUCAACGGUGAACGUAUUACAGAUGCAGCUGUUAAGGACCAUCUGCAAUUAGAAGUACCCACAAAGAGUGAAUAUACAGUGCAAAUCCACGAGUAUGAGUCUAUCUUAACUGAAUUACAAAGUAUUUGUGCCAACCUUGGACCAAAGGAAAAAAUAUGGAUCUGUGACAAAGCCAGCUUUGCCUUAACAGAGGCAAUUCCAAAGCUGCAUAGGUGCCUGGUUCCAUAUACACCAAUAUGCCUUUUUAAGGCUGUUAAGAAUGCAACGGAAAUACAAGGCAUGCGUAAUGCACAUAUCAAAGAUGCUGUUGCUCUCUGUGAGCUUUUUUCAUGGCUGGAAAAAGAGAUCCCAAAGAGCAAUGUUACUGAAAUUUCAGCCGCUGAAAAAGCAAAUGAAUUGCGUAGCCAGCAGGAAGAUUUUGUUGACCUAAGUUUUCCCACAAUUUCCAGUGUGGGGCCAAAUGGUGCCAUCAUUCAUUACAGGCCUCUUCCAGAAACUAAUCGGACUUUAACCCUGAAUGAAAUCUACCUCUUAGAUUCAGGAGCUCAGUUCAAAGAUGGAACUACUGAUGUGACACGAACAAUGCAUUUUGGCAACCCUUCUCCUUUUGAAAAGGAAUGCUUCACAUACGUCCUUAAAGGCCAUAUUGCAGUAAGUGCUGCAGUUUUUCCCAAUGGAACUAAAGGACAUCUCUUAGAUUCUUUUGCUCGUUCUGCUCUUUGGGAGUCGGGUCUGGAUUACCUUCAUGGAACAGGACAUGGAGUUGGAUGUUUCCUGAAUGUCCAUGAGGGCCCUUGUGGAAUCAGUUACAAAACAUUUGCUGAUGAACCUUUGGAGGCUGGCAUGAUAUUGUCAGAUGAACCUGGUUAUUAUGAAGAUGGAAAAUUUGGCAUUCGAAUUGAAAAUAUUGUUCUUGUGGUAUCUACCAAGCCUAAAUACAAUUACAGAAAUCGAGGCAGCUUGACUUUUGAACCAAUCACACUGGUACCCAUUCAGACUAAAAUGAUUAAUGCUGAGAUGCUGACAGAAAAAGAGCGCACUUGGCUGAAUGACUAUCACCAGAAAUGCAGAGAAGUAGUUGGAGCAGAGCUUGAAAGACAAGGGCGACAUGAGGCAUUGCGAUGGCUGAUCAGAGAAACGCAGCCCAUUGCCUAACUGUGCCCAGCUGAAGGAAACCAUAUAUACUGUAUAUUCAUACUGUGAGAUGAAGAAUUUCUUCUAAAGAGACUUUAAAAAUGUUUAAGCAUUCUUUAACAUCAGUGGCUAUGUUUUAUUUAUUUUUUUGAUGAUUUGCUUUAAUAUAAAAAAUUACAUGAAAAUAUUAUUAAUGUUUUGCUUAUAAUCUGCAUUUGGUAUUUAAUUGUGGAAGCAAAGUCAAAUGUACUGUAUUCAUGUUGCUAUUAAGUAUUUUUACUUAAAUCAGUUCAUGUAAAUCUUUACACAAAGCCAUUUAAUAAAUAUUUUUAAAUACCGUUUAAAUAAUGAGUACAGAAUAUUGAAUAAAGCUAUUUGUUGUGCUAAUUCUGA
Messenger RNA from Erpetoichthys calabaricus (reedfish), 2396 nucleotides. RefSeq names its product X-prolyl aminopeptidase (aminopeptidase P) 1, soluble (gene xpnpep1). Lineage: Eukaryota; Metazoa; Chordata; Cladistia; Polypteriformes; Polypteridae. The coding region runs from base 162 to 2024 and encodes 620 amino acids. The transcript is spliced from 20 exons. The record is from RefSeq and is a predicted model, not a curated record. Gene Ontology annotation, molecular function: metalloaminopeptidase activity.